This is a messenger RNA of Medioppia subpectinata, 2340 nucleotides long. Lineage: Eukaryota; Metazoa; Arthropoda; Arachnida; Sarcoptiformes; Oppiidae. The record is from the annotation of a GenBank genome assembly.
GUUGUGUAUCGCUGUGUGGAUGGAAUGGUUCAGUCAUUGAGUGAUAAUAUGGCCGUCCGUUCAGUUGGUGUGUAUCGCGUGUCGUGUGUUUGCCAUCGUUUGACACAAUCAGUUGACUACACAUCUCAUCACACAUUGGAUUAACGUUUGUGUGAAUCGAAUGGUCACUCAUUGGCUGUGAUUCUCAUCGAAACCAUAGAUAACGUUAUAAUUAACAGUGAAUUACGGCAUAAAGUGUUUUGAUUUGUAUUGAAUUGCAAACAAAACUUGGAAACCAAUAAAUUUUUCGUUUGAAACGGUUGUGUCCGACAAAUCGCCCAAAAACGGAACCGACUCCGGGCAACAGCAGCAGCAGCAGUGGUGGCAGCGCUAACAGCGGGGGUUGUGGUAUCAACAGCAGCAGCAGCACCGGUAUGGCCGUAUCGCGCGCUCCAUCGCCGCCGCCCACCAAUGAAGCCAACACUCCAGUGGCCGAGAGUUGGUGUUACACUCAGGUGAAGGUAAUCAAGUUCUCGUACAUGUGGACGAUCAACAACUUCAGCUUCUGUCGCGAAGAAAUGGGUGAAGUCCUCAAAAGCUCUACGUUCUCCGCCGGCGCUAACGACAAACUCAAAUGGUGUUUACGAGUCAAUCCCAAAGGAUUAGACGAAGAAAGUAAAGACUACCUGUCCUUAUAUCUACUGCUAGUCUCUUGCAAUAAAACCGAAGUGAGGGCUAAAUUCAAAUUUUCUAUACUUAACGCUAAGAGAGAAGAGACCAAAGCUAUGGAGAGCCAGAGAGCCUAUCGGUUCGUUCAGGGAAAGGACUGGGGCUUCAAAAAGUUCAUACGAAGAGAUUUCCUUUUGGAUGAGGCAAACGGUUUGCUUCCCGACGAUAAACUCACUCUUUAUUGCGAAGUGAGUGUUGUCGCCGAUUCAGUCAACAUUUCGGGUCAAAACAAUUCAAUACAGUUUAAAGUUCCAGAGUGUCGUCUUUCCGAUGAUUUAAGUAUUUUAUUCGAGAGCCAAAAAUUUAGUGAUGUUUUACUAGUGGUUAACGGACGGGAAUAUUAUGCACACAAAGCCAUUCUCGCGGCGCGAUCUCCAGUCUUCGCCGCUAUGUUUGAACACGAAAUGGAAGAGAAGAAGCAGAACAAAGUCGAGAUCACGGAUAUGGACCACGAAGUUCUGCGCGAAAUGCUUCGCUUUAUAUACACCGGCAAAGCGACUAAUUUAGAGAAAAUGGACGCCGACUUAUUGGCCGCCGCCGAUAAAUACGAUUUGGAGCGACUGAAAGUGAUGUGUGAAGAGUCUCUUUGUUCAAACUUAUCGGUGGAGACGGCGGCAGAAGUACUAAUACUGGCUGAUAUGCACAGCGCUAACCAAUUGAAAGCACAUGCCAUUGAAUAUAUCAAUACACACGCGACAGACAUAAUGGAGACGCAGGGCUGGAAGACAAUGAUCAACAGACAGCCCCAUCUCAUCGCCGAAGCGUUCCGAGCGUUGGCCACACAACAAAUGCCUCCAAUAGGUCCGCCGCGGAAACGGAUUAAACAGUCUUAAGACUUUGUGAAACAUUAGGUUUAUUACAAUUAUUAGAGUAUUUGAGUGAAACUGUAAGCUAUGAACGAAACUGAUAUGGAGGCCGACUCGAGCCGACAACUUCUUGCACCAGUAGUUCUUCCUCCCUGUGCUCUACAACUUGUUUUGAUGUGAAGUGAACUUAUUAUUGAAAUGAAUGCCUUUUAAAAUAUCAACGGAUAAUCAUUGAAACAAAUGGUCGCAAGAUUUUAGCCCACCUUUUAAUACGAUUGUUAUUUUGGAGAAAAACAAGUCUUAAACUAUUUUACAAACGAAAAAUCCCUCAAAAACUAUGUUUAAAGUGAUUAUUGAAGAUCUCGUGUUUAUGUGAAAACAAAACUGCAAUCAAAUAUACAUAUAUUUAUCGAUCAGACAAUUGUCAACAGAUUUUUUUUUGUAAAUGACAUCAAAUUAUUUGUUCAUUAAUUUCACAUUUCAAUUGCAUUACAAUAUCAUUGGAUAUGUCUGUCAAUACUGUGUGCGUGUCUUAUGUUGUGAUCGAUUCUUAACUUAAUUAUCGAUAUUAUAAUUAAAGCACAAGAGAUGAGACCACAAGACAUAAGAUAUGCGAUUAAUUUAUAUAAUUACUGUCAACUCAUAUCGAUUUGAUGUUAGUUUCUAUCAUUCAUUUCAAAAACAUAUGUAUUAGUUAUGCAAAUAUUGUAUAAAACAAACGAUACUAUUAUACGAUACAUACAAACAACAAAACAACAGAAUAUUUGCUGAGAAAUAAUACCAGUGAACAAAACACCCGACAAACAGACCUAAACUAAAACUCCAU